Chenopodium quinoa (quinoa) is the source of this 1822-nucleotide messenger RNA. Its product is annotated as alpha-latrocrustotoxin-Lt1a-like. The transcript is spliced from 2 exons. The record is from RefSeq and is a predicted model, not a curated record. Bases 446 to 1426 code for a protein of 326 amino acids. Gene Ontology annotation, molecular function: protein binding. Lineage: Eukaryota; Viridiplantae; Streptophyta; Magnoliopsida; Caryophyllales; Amaranthaceae.
UUCAUAAUAUUUUGUGGUUAAAGAUCUAGAACAACCAGGAAAUGUUCGUUGAUUGAAAUGUAAAACGAAAUCUUAACUGGCAAGUCCUAAGCAAUUAAAGAAGGGACGGUGUAGCAGUUGAAAUAAAUAUAUAAACCAAGUCAUCCUCACAUUAGUAAAGAAAAUAUUUUCAUAUUUAAAAAGUAUUAAAAAAAAAAACUAAGCAAAUUAAGUUGGUUUGAAUAAUGGCCUGGACAUACCCCAUCAUUUUAGGUCUAUAAUUUACAUGAAAUUCUGGUGUAAUUUCUUAUACAUUUCUUGCUUCCACCUUGCUAUAUAUAUACAUAUUACCUCCUAGCUCGAUCUAGAUAAAAUCAUUUCAUACAUUAAUACGUACGCUUGAUCAAACUAGUAUUUACGCUCUUUCAUCACGACAUCACAUAUACUUAAUACUUCUCCGUUGGAAAUGACUCGAGCCCUAGGCGGAAGCAACCUAAUCCCUCGGGUCAUAAACACCAACAUCCUAGUCUGUACCAUUAUUGGUACUGACUGUGAUAUGGGCUCCAUGGGACACCGACCAAAUUAUUUCCAACAUGGUACCGGAACUAAUGGUGUGAGCUAUAUAUACGACCUAGAGCUCCACGAGGCAGCAAGUUGUGGAAACGUCAAAAGAGCCCGAGAGGCGGUUGCUAGGAACAAGGGGCUGUUAUCCCACAAGGAUUCUCAGGGUAACAUACCCUUGCACCGUGCCAUGGAGAAUGGCCACAAGGAGACGGCGCUCUUCUUGGUUCAGGUACACCCACUAGGGUCCUAUGCCUUGAACAACUCUAACAUCUCUCCUCUUUAUCUUGCUGCUUAUCGCAAGGACUUGGAAUUGGUUAAAGCCAUGUUUUGUGAGCUGAAUAAAGAUGAUAAAGUUCUUGACAAUUUAAAGAAAGGAAAGUCAGUUGUUGAUGUUGCCAUUACAUACAAGAAUCAAGAUUUGUUGCAACUCAUACUCAAAUCUCAGCGGGAGCUAAUCAAAUGUCCCAAUGAAGACGGAUUAACCCCUCUUUCGUAUGCAGCGUUCAAUGGUAAUCUUGACAUAGUUCGCUACCUUCUCAAAAAAUUUCCAAAUUCUAUAAGUUACCGCAACAACGAUAACUCCAACCCCUUUCACAAGGCAGGCCUAGGAGGCUAUGUCGAGGUCUUAAAGGAGCUCUAUUCCAAUUCCAAAACUCGUGAAUUUUUGCUAGCCGGUGAUCAUCAUGGGCGAACUGUACUGCACCUCGCUGCUAAAGAACGCGGCAACAAGUUGAGGCACGUUGUCUCCUACUUGUUGAGCCUAAAGGAGGGUAAGGACCUUAUCAAGAAGAAAGAUGAAAAUCAACUUACACCUUUGGAAUUGGCCAAAAAGAACUCAAAUCAUGAAGUGGAAGAACUUAUUAAGGAAAUCAAGCUUCAAUAGAAUAUGUUUCUUCAAUUCUGAACCUAUAUCUUAAUUUAAUUUCUAGAUUCUACACAUACGUAUACAGAAAAAUAUGUACCAAAUAUAAGUAUUAUACUACAGUACAACUUUCUUUAUCUUUUAUAUAUAUAUAUAUAUAUGUGUGUGGACUUAGUCUAGGUUUCAGUUUACAUUAUUGUAACAUUUUAUUUUGCUAGCUAGUUUGUCCUUAUUAAUUAUAUACUCUUUAUGUAUAGCAUAUACUUAUGUACUGUAUAAUACUACGGAGUAAUAUACUAUUGCAUUUGUUUACAAGCAAAUUAUCUAGUCCGAAUCCGCCCCUUGCCCGAUCUGAUCCGAAGAAAAAAAUCCGAACCGAAUCCGAGAAAUAAUAAUCCGAAUCCGACUUUGUUUAAA